This is a messenger RNA of Phascolarctos cinereus (koala), 2776 nucleotides long. The record is from RefSeq and is a predicted model, not a curated record. NCBI's taxonomy places the organism in Eukaryota, Metazoa, Chordata, Mammalia, Diprotodontia, Phascolarctidae.
CCAGGCCCCAGGGGAGGGCCAGGGGCCGCCCCUUUGCUUUGGCCUGGGUGCCUCCCUCUAUCCUGGCACCCUAGGGUGGGAGGUGGCGUGGAGGGAGGCCAGAGCGACGCAGGAGCGCCAGCCACAGCCUGGGUACCUGCCCCGUGGGUGCGUGUGCUGAGACUGAGCCACCCGCGGAGAGGAGAAAGUCGGGGCGACUGCGGAGACGGGAAAGGGGAGCCUACCGGUGGGCUCAUCGCAGAGCCUGAGACGAGGGUGUUGUCCUGAGCCACCAGCCACAAUGGGCAGAAAACUGGAUCUCUCCAAGCUGACGGAUGAAGAGGCCAAGCACGUGUGGGAGGUGGUUCAACGUGACUUUGAUCUUCGAAAGAAAGAGAAAGAACGAUUAGAGGAGCUGAAGGGCAAGAUCCGGAAGGAGAGCACGAAGAAGGAGCUGCUUUCGGGCCAGGCGCACCUGAACGAGACCCACUGCGGGCGCUGCCUCCAGCCCUACCGCUUCCUGGUCAGCAGCAAGCGACAGUGCCUGGACUGUCACCUCUACACCUGCCCGAAGUGCUGCAGCCGCAACCAGCGAGCGCAAGGCUGGGUCUGCUAUGCGUGCCGGCUGGCCAGAGUUGUGAAGACAGGCUCCCUCGAUUGGUACUAUGAGCAUGUGAGAGCAAGGUUUAAGCAUUUUGGUAGCGACAAAGUGAUGCGCUCUCUCUAUGGAAGGAUGCAGCAUGAACACAGUAACUUACCUGCUUUAGGUCUUCACAACAGAUCCCACAGUCUGCCAGACAUGAACAGUGAAGCACAGCUCUCUCCCAUCGGAGACAGCGGGGAAAGUGAGCAGACAUCUGAAGAUGAGGCUCCGGAUGGCCCGAGACUCAGCAUCUCAGCAGAGAAAAGCGGCUGCUGUCAGUUCAUCCCUUUGACUUUGAAGUCGACUCCGACUGUUUGGCUCAGUCUCGUCCUCAGUCUCUGCAGCUUUGUCCAGCGCCAACCGCCCUGGAUGGCCUUCAGGUACUGGAGGGACAUGGGUCUUCAGCCCUGUGACCAGACCCUCUCAGAUGAUCCCAGUGCCGAUGAUGAGGAAGCUGCCUCCCAGACAGAUGCCCUGAUCACCGAUGCCAGCCUCACCCCAGAGGCUCAGGACCUUCUCGAAGAGCAGGGAUGCAGCAGCCCCAAGGUGUCUGUGCUCUCAGACUCCAGCCUGGAAAGAAAGCCCAGCUCUGAGGGAGAAGCCAUGGGGAGUGACCAGCCCCAAGUCCAGUACUUUGCCAACAUGGACAUCUCAGACGAGGACCUUGAAGAGGACCACCAGAGAGCAGCCCACCCGACCCACCAUUCCAAACGCAGAAGCUGGACUUCCUCCCCGGAAAGCACAGCUCCCUUUGAAAGCCAGAUCCCUGACAUGAAUUGGCGCCUUCUGGCCAUUGAAUGCCUGCUGGCCCAGCUACAGGAGAGAAUCCUGGUACCCUGGGAGGAGUCCUUUGGGCCUGAGCCCCACACGGAGGCUGACAUAGAAGAAGAGGCCCUGAAGACCAAACUCGGGGAGCUGACCAGCAAGGUCAGUGACAAGGGAGGGUCUUCAGAGGAAGAAGAGGAGGGCCAGAGUGGGCUGAGCCCGGGAAGGAGCUCUGUAGCUGGCAGCGGACCCAUCGAGGCCCAGCAGGCUGGCCAGACACAUGGAGGGGAGAAUAGGCUUCUUGACCUUGAGGAACGAGUCCCAAGCACCAGAAGCCCUGAGUCAGCGCUCUCAGAGCUGGAGGACAGAGUGGCCUUGACAGCCACUGAAGUUCAGCAUGCAGAGAGGGAGGUGUCAGAUAUAAAAUCUCGAAUUGCUGCCCUCAGCGCCGCUGGACUUCCUGUCAAGACCUGGGAGAAACCAAGGAAGAAAUCAAACCUACAGAUAUUUCCCCUGCAGACCCCCAAGAGCAGCCUCGGAGUUGAAGAUCCCGAACUCUCUGGGGCAAACAAAGUAAUGGCUAGGCCACAUGUACAGAGGAGAAUAUUCAAUAAUUCUCUCAGACUUCAAGACAGAGUUGAUGGCCCUUUCAGCCGAGCAUCAGCUUACCGAGGGUCCUUGACCCAAAGAAAUCCCAAUGGGAAGAACAGAAGGGUGGAUCACAUCUUUGCGAAACCUGUGAUGACCCAUCAGCCUUAAAGAAGACCUUCAACCUUGGAAGUCACAUAAAGAAUGACUCACGUUUCCUCCACUAUCACUGCCAUUGUUUUCUUCUCCCUCUUCAAUUCUUUCUUGGAAAAAAGAGGAAACACCACUUGUAUGGGAUUCCAGCUUCAAGAUAAUAAUUGUUGUCAGCUUUUCCUCCAACCCUCUGCAGAGCGAACUUAAGAAUAGAACUACAUGGCCCAUCACUUCCCAGAUCAGGGCAACCUACUUGCUACCUGAUGCUGUGUUUCUUUCCAGUUGGAUAUGUCUCUGAAUUUGUAUUCCAUAGACUCAUAGUUUAGAGCUAGGAGGGACCUUCGGGAACAUCUGCUCAUGGGAACAUAGUAUCAUAGAUUUAGAGUAGGAAGAGACUUGUAAUCCAAUGCCUCCAUUUUACCCAUGAAAAUACUAACAUCCAGGAAGGGAAGUGAUUUGCCAAGGUCACCCAAAUAAUAAGUAGCAAAGCUGGGAUUUAAAUCUAGGUCCCUUAAAAAGGGGAUGUCAACCCUCAAGGGACCCAUUUAGAUACCUAUUAGAUGAUCACUUUCUUGUAUUGCUUUUCUAACCAUUGUUGCUUCUACCAUAAUGAAAAGAAAGAAUGUAUAAAUGGCCACUGGAGAUCAA